GAGCUAUCCUAUCCCUAUCCCCUCUUUUGCUUUCCUUCCCCCGCCUGCUCAAUUCUUCUCGUGCUGUCACCCCUUUCUUCAAUCGCCUCCCGAUUCCCGCGGGGCUCGCAGAUCCCGGAAGGACACCCCGCCGCCCCCGAUGAGCCGCCACCGGGUCGAGACCUGCGACUCGUGGCGGCCCCCGCGGAAGAACCACGCCGGUGCGCCGCCGCUCCUCCGCGCGGGGCCUCGGCUCCUCGCCUUCGCCUCGCUCUCCGUCCGCGACGGCGGGGACUCCGCCGCGGCCGUCGCCAAGGCGGUUGAGGAGGCGGUUGUCGUACGAUCCGAUGAGGUGAAGGAGGCGGUGGCCGGGGAGGAGAGGAAGAAGACGAAGUCGACGGAGCGCAGGCUGCCCCCCGCGGCGCAGCUGGUGAGCCAUCCGCUCGCGCUGCUGGCGCUAGUACCCAACAGCGCCGCGAUCUUUGCCGCGGGGGCCGCCGCGGGCACUGUAGCCAAGACCGUCACCGCGCCCCUCGACCGCGUCAAGAUCCUCAUGCAGACGCAUAGCGUGCGGGUGGCGGGAGAGAGUGCCAAGAAGGGUGUUGGAUUUCUCGAGGCUAUGGCAGACAUUGGAAAGAAGGAUGGGCUUAAGGGUUACUGGAAAGGAAACCUUCCACAGGUCAUUCGCAUAAUUCCUUACAGUGCAGUGCAACUCUUCUCGUAUGAAGUUUACAAGAAAAUUUUCCGGAGAAAGGAUGGAGAGCUUUCUGUAUUUGGGAGACUUGCCGCUGGUGCUUGCGCGGGCAUGACAUCUACACUUGUAACUUACCCACUGGAUGUUCUCCGGCUCAGGCUAGCAGUUCAAUCUGGACACAGCACUUUAUCUCAGGUUGCUCUUAACAUGCUGAGAGAAGAAGGGCUGGCCUCCUUCUAUGGAGGCUUGGGUCCAUCUCUUGUAGCAAUUGCACCUUACAUUGCUGUGAACUUCUGUGUUUUUGACCUGAUGAAGAAAUCUGUACCAGAGAAGUACAAGAAUAGACCAGAAACAUCUCUGGCAACCGCUCUUCUUUCAGCAACAUUUGCAACUUUGAUGUGUUAUCCGCUGGACACUGUUAGGAGACAGAUGCAGAUGAAAGGCACACCAUACAAUACUGUUUUUGAUGCUAUUCCAGGCAUUGUGGAGCGUGACGGUCUAACUGGUCUUUAUAGAGGUUUUGUGCCAAAUGCGUUAAAAAAUCUACCAAAUAGCAGCAUUAAACUGACCGUGUUUGACACGGUGAAGACACUGAUAGCUACUGGGCAGAAGGAGAUGGACAAAUUAAUUCAAGAAAAUGAGGAGAAAAGAAGCUAGGAAAAGAGCCUUGGUCAAUCUUGAAGGCUUUGGUAGAAAGCAUGCCUCGUUGCACACUCCAUAUCGCUAUGUUUCCUCGUUUGCUGGUGACAUAUUUUAGGAUCUAGGCAGCGCAUCUUUCUGUUCCUUUUCAAAUAGAUCUAGUUUCCAGUGCUUUCCGUAGCAUCCACAUUCAUAGAGAUAGAGGUUCGCAUUGAGUUGAUCUCUUUAUCUAGUGUCGGUAGCAUUCCCCUACAGAUCUUACCUAUUCUAAUAGAGGAUAGUGUAUCAAUGUGACCGCCCCAGAUUCCUUAAAUGUAAUUAUACAUAAUAGCCAGAACAAUCAAAUGUCAUGGAGCACAGGAGCAUGUUCUCCUUGUCAAUGAAUUAGCAUCUUUGAUUUAAA
Messenger RNA from Zea mays, 1715 nucleotides. RefSeq lists its product as uncharacterized. The record is from RefSeq and is marked validated. Lineage: Eukaryota; Viridiplantae; Streptophyta; Magnoliopsida; Poales; Poaceae. Gene Ontology annotation, biological process: transmembrane transport. The transcript has 10 exons. The coding region runs from base 140 to 1330 and encodes 396 amino acids.